CGCUGAUGGCGGAGCUGGGGAGGUUGCUGCCCCACUUGGGCAAGUGCCCCCGCCAUUUGCUGGUCUGUGAAAAAUCCAACUUCUCGCACAGCAAGUCGGCGCACCGCAAGCACAUAGAUACUCAUUACUAUAACUACAGGCUUGUGUACUUUAAUGCUGUAUGUAGAAGGGCUGUUGGAUGUUUCCACUCUGCAUGAAGACUAAGAUAUCAGAUUUGUUUUCACUUCAGUAAAAGGUCUCUAUUUUGAUACCAGAAUGUAGAAUGAUUCCACCAGCAAUCAGUGCCGUCUGCAGAACUUUAGAAAACUAUUACCUGGUGAAGCAGUUGCCACUCUGUGAAAUCCUUGAGCCUGAAUUCAUCAACACGUAUAUUAAGAAAGGUAACCUUUAUGCAUUGUCAUACAAUACCAGAAUCGAUCAAGACAACACUGUAGCUGUGCUUCCAACAGGGAAGUUAAUUUUAUCUAUUGAUAAGGACACCUAUGAGGAACUUGGCUUAGAAGGACAACCAUCCAAGUACUCCCACAGGGCAGUAAUGAGAUACAUUGUUACAAUUGAUUUGAGUGAAGCCACAUUUGCUCCUGGUAGAAAGAGAUAUAAUCGAGUUAUGUGGGCAUUGAAAGAGAAGAAACCUUUGUCCUUUGACCUUUUGAUGUCCUGUAGAUCCUCAGGUGGAAAUGUAGCAUCUUUGGCAUCUUACUUUGUGAAGUACCAGUGCCAGGUAUACCGGCCCACACUGUCAGUCCAGAUAUUAAAUGAGACCGUUUGUCCUGUUGUACUGAGUGAUGAACUGAAUGGAAAAGAAAGUGAAUCAUGUGGCUCUCAGGAAUUCCUGGACUGGCUUGGGGCAGCAUUCAGUGAUAUUAAUUGCAAUAAUCAGGCAGACAGCUUUCUGUCUUCUUACUGUUGUCCUGAACCCAACACUGUCCUGGAUAAGGCAUGCCUUUGUACCAUUUCUGGCUUUAUAAUUCCGGAAGGAAUAAAUCAGUUAUUGGACCAGCUUAGGUUGUAUUUUGAGGAACCGAAGCUGGCCCCAUGGGUCAGUAUGACAGUUCAUGGCUUUGCAGACAGCCCAGUAUCCUGGGGACAGAGUGAACAUGGCUACCAUAAAGGAGGAGAGAACCUCUACAAUUUUGUUCUGUUCAGGAACCAGGAUUACUGGUUGCACAUGGCUGUGGGAACUCAGAGUAACUGUCCACCAUAGCAUUAUAACUGCCAUCUACCUCCUGAGCCACAGUUCGGCCUUUGAAGAGGAGCUAUGGGAUUUGAUUUAUUAAUAACUGCUUUAGACAAAGGAAGCUAAAAUAUAUUCAACUGAAAAAUUAAGGUAUACAAAAUGCUCACAAUGCUAUUCUGAAACAUUUAAUGUUCUCUCUUUUUUAAAUGGUCUUCAUAAGAUUUCACAAGAGAGCUUAUUUAUGAAUAGGCUUUCAACCUUUCAUUUCAGAGAAGCAUUUUCAGUUUGUAAUGGUAUUUGGCAAAAUUAUGGGUAUGAAGAAAAAUUCAGUUAAUAAGGUAAGAUCAGUCUCAAUAGGCAUAACUAAUAAAAUGUGUAUUGGUUUGUACACUGAAUCUACAGCUUGCAUGGUGAAGCUGUUCUGUGUUUUGAAAUCUACUUAUUCAUGAAGUUGCUUUAUACAAAGGUGCAUAAUGUAGAAGGAAACCUACAGUGCAAUUUAGCACCACAUGUGAUCAUUUAACUUUCAAAGUUUCCCAGGACUAUUAGGUGCCUGGUCAGAAUGAGGAAACUGGAAGUCAUCUUGGAAUAACAAAGGCUAGGAGGGGAUUUGAUGAAGGUGUGCAGGACCAUAAUAGGAGCAAGUUUGGCUGGAGAUGUGAGGAUGGAGUUAAUUUCAAAACUUAGUGCAAUGUUAGUGAAAUAAAAAGCAGUUCCUUCAAAGGGAAUAGAAUUGGUACUUAAAAUAUUUUCUGAUCCGUGAGAAAAGAGCAUUUUCAGGAUUAGAGGCAUGAAUUCAGUAGUAGCCUUCCGUACUGUAAGAAUUCAUGACUAGAUAUAGUACAAGACAAUUCAAUAGAAGACUAUUAAUUUUUUUAAAGUUUUGCAAAUUACAGAGCUGGAGUUGAGUUAGUUGGAUAGCUCUUUCAGAGAGCCAGUUAGCUCUAUGUACCAAAUGGCCUUCAAUGCUGCCCACCAGUUUAUUACAAAACAAAAAGUAACUGUACAAUCACUAAAACAUCAAAAGAACAUCAACAAUAGAAACAUUUGCAGAUGCUGGAAUUCCAAGCAACAUACCUAGGACUGGGAAAAGAUAAUCAAUUAUUUUUUUGACCGGCUCAACUACAGAAUGCUUUUGGAGAAAGCUGGGGAUAGAAAUUCCACUUUUUUUUUUGUUUAGAUGCAUACAGUUCAACCAAAGAUAAUAAAAUCUACACAAUUCCUGCUUAAAAUUUCAAUUAAUCACCUUUUGUGCCCAUCCAGACAUUUUGGAGAACUCAAUGUGAUCAAGAAUUCAGUAUAGAUUUUAAAAAUUGGGUUAUUCACUAGUAGAUAAGAAAUAGAUAUAAAAUACAAAAUAUAUGAUAAACCAAUUUUUAUCUUCAUUCAUGAAACUGUACCAAGCAAUCAAUUUUAACUAGCUAAAAAUAAGUUAAAGCAGUGUUUUCUAUGAAAACAAAAAUCUGUGGUAUGUUAAUUCAUGUGAACCUUUACUUAACUGACAAAAGUACAAAGAAAAGAUUUUCAAUAGUUUUACUGACCAACUUAAUUAUAUUUUGUAAAUAUACACAAAUUUAGAAUUUGAUGGCUGCAACACACUCAACAAAAGUUGGGACAGAGUUGAAAUAAGAUUGAAAAGUGCACAGAAUAUUUAAGUAACACUGGUUUGGAAGACUCCACAUUAAUGGAUCUUGUCUCCAACAUCCAUAUCCAAGUCAUUCACGUAUUUUACAAACAGCAAGGGUUCCAACACCAAUCCAUGUGGGACACAAAUAGAGGCAUCCAGAUGUAAAAACAACCCUCUGUCUCCCAUUACAUCGAGUUUUGGAUCCAUUAUGCCAAAGAUGCCAGGAGUGCAUAGCUUUUGAACCAUGCAGGAAAUUGUCAAACUGGAGUCCAAAUAUUUCACACUACUAUUUUGCCCUCAUCAAUCUCUUCAAAACAUUGAUCGAAUUAAAACUGCCAUUAGGAAAGCCAUGUGGCCAUCUUUAAUUAGUCCCUGCUUUUUCAAAUUAUUAUUAAUCCUGUCCUUUCCAAUAUCUUCCUUAUAUAACCAUAACCAUAUAACAAUCACAGCACGGAAACAGGCCAUCUUGGCCCUCCUAGUCCGUGCCGAACCCUUAAUCUCACCUAGUCCCACCUACCCGCACUCAGCCCAUAACCCUCCACUCCUUUCCUGUCCAUAUACCUAUCCAAUUUUGCCUUAAAUGACAAAACUGAACUGACUUCUACAGGAAGCUCAUUCCACACAGCUAUCACUCUUUGAGGAAAGAAAUACCCCCUUGUGUUUCCCUUAAACUUCUGCCCCCUAACUCUCAAAUCAUGUCCUCUAGUUUGAAUAGUUGACGUUAGGUUCUUAAGUCUGGUUAUCUGUUGCCUUUCUUAAAAAAGGGACUCUGUUUGUUGUCCAGUCAUCUGGCACUUCAUUUGUGUCCAGCAAAGAUUUAAAAUUCCCAGCAAUCAUUGAUAAUACAAGUGUCAACGAUGAAAACUAGCAGAUAUAAACUGUCUCUUGGUAACAAAUAAGUUCAGUUUUUAUAGACAAUUUUGACUGACUAAGUUGGAAAACAAAAAAACAAUUGUUAAUGUGUAACCAUAUCCCCCCCCCCCACAGUAUUGUAAUAAAUUGCAUAAUUUAUUCAAAUAUAUUACUGAAAGUGAAGCUGUGGCUAAGCAAACAUCACAUGUUGUCACUACUUCCCAAGGAGGAGCAGGUGAAACAAAAUGUUUUUUUAAACAUUGGCUGCCUUAGUAGUGCGUUUACAGGGGAUGUUAAACAAUGGUUGAACUAAAUAUUUGAUAUUUAAGGUUAUGUUGUUGAAAUAAGUGAAAAUGUUUCAAAUUCCAAGGCAUGUUUUAACUAAGCAUGUAGCAGAGGACCCUCAGGAUGACAUAUAUCCAAGUAACAGUGUGUCUAAUGUCCUGCUCCACGUUCUGUUGCAGACAGAGCAUCUUUUGUGUCUAAUUAGUCCUCUGUGCAUAUUAAAACAGGCUGAUUUAGCUGCAUUAAUCGCACGUCAGUGAUUAUUGAAGGACAAACAUGCGCUGGAAGAUUAAGAGCAGCUAAGGAAAAGGAAGGAGCAGUUAAAGUUGCAAGAAGAAAUUGCCGUACAGAUGUCCAAGGUUCAAAUGCAAAGGGUUUCAAGUGAGGGGAGUGCUAAAAGUGUUGUAGCAGGACGGUACAAUGGUGUGAGUUCCUAUAUUGAUAAGGUCACAGAGAAAACCCACACAUUCAAUGUCAGUGUUGAUUCAUAUGUUCCUUAAGUAUCUGUGAAAUGUGAGUUAGACCCUCAAGGUAGUUCAAGGCUUUCACUCUUAGCCAGCUCUGAGGAGACUCUCUGAACCUACAAUACGUCAUAUCCAGCAGCUCAAAGUGCUCGUGUGACUCAGCAUGGAAACACUCAUGGAAACAUGGAUUAUAGAAAUCUGAGUAGUACAACUGAUAAUAUAAGGAAACAAAAUGAAAUAACAACCUUAAUUGUAUAACAGCAACACAUUUUAUCCUUUCCCAAAAGAUUCAAAUCUUUGACGGCAAUCUAUUGGAAUAUCGUGUAUCGAUGAGGGCUUUGGUUAGUAUUGGUCUGUGAGCCAGGAUCCCAAAUUUGGGCCACCGGUACUAUCUGGGGGGGAAUAAUUCUUACAGUGAUUUUUGGCAAGGAUACACCCCUAGUGCUAGAAAAUAUGUGAUAGCAUUGUAGCAGUGGUAGCUUUCCAUCACAACAAUGGAGAGCUAUCCACAUUCUGGAUAUCAUACGUUGACAUGGUAGAGAACGUAGUACUUGGGCUUCUGCGCACCUCUCAUGACGGGAACUGGGAGUUGCACCUCCAUGCUGUAAGAACCAUGAUUCCAUGGUGCUUUGCCUAUGAUAAGAUGAAUUAUGCCAGGUACCUGUCCCCUUACUUUGCUCAGAUGAUGAAUCUCCCAGAGAAGUAUCCUUCUGUGUAUGGGGCCUUCAAGUCAGGCCAAUUCUCAGUGCAGCUGUCAAGUCAAGUCACUUUUUAUUUCUCAUUUCGACUAUAACUGCUGGUACAGUGCACAAUAAAAAUGAGAACAUUUUUCA
Messenger RNA from Hypanus sabinus (Atlantic stingray), 5238 nucleotides. It is a transcript of the gene rpp40, whose product is annotated as ribonuclease P/MRP 40 subunit. The transcript has 9 exons. The coding region runs from base 263 to 1204 and encodes 313 amino acids. Gene Ontology annotation, cellular component: multimeric ribonuclease P complex; ribonuclease MRP complex. NCBI's taxonomy places the organism in Eukaryota, Metazoa, Chordata, Chondrichthyes, Myliobatiformes, Dasyatidae. Gene Ontology annotation, molecular function: ribonuclease P activity; ribonuclease MRP activity. Gene Ontology annotation, biological process: tRNA 3'-end processing; endonucleolytic cleavage in ITS1 to separate SSU-rRNA from 5.8S rRNA and LSU-rRNA from tricistronic rRNA transcript (SSU-rRNA, 5.8S rRNA, LSU-rRNA); tRNA 5'-leader removal. The record is from RefSeq and is a predicted model, not a curated record.